Lodderomyces margitis is the source of this 1533-nucleotide messenger RNA. It is a transcript of the gene LAP3, whose product is annotated as bleomycin hydrolase. Gene Ontology annotation, biological process: response to toxic substance; L-homocysteine catabolic process; proteolysis. Lineage: Eukaryota; Fungi; Ascomycota; Pichiomycetes; Serinales; Debaryomycetaceae. The record is from RefSeq and is a predicted model, not a curated record. The transcript has a single exon. Gene Ontology annotation, molecular function: cysteine-type aminopeptidase activity. Gene Ontology annotation, cellular component: cytoplasm. The coding region runs from base 1 to 1533 and encodes 510 amino acids.
AUGUCUUACUUGAAGAUUCUGUUACUUGGAGAUAAACCACAAAAAAUGUCCACUACUAAAGAUCAAAUUGAGCCUAAAAUUACCACCGAAUCGUUUGACGAAGAGGUUGAUAAAUUUGCUGCUGUUUUCAAAGGUCUCGAAGACAUCAAUUUGGAAGCUGAUAAAGGUGAAGUCAAUCCAAUAUCUCAAACCACUUUGGAAUCCUGGGAAAGUGAUUUCCAAGCUCUGGCAAAGAACAUUUUGACGCAAAAUGCAUUGGCCAAUACAACAGUUGACAAGGUUAUAGCCAGCUCUGACUCAAAAACAAGGUUGAAGGAUAGGUAUUUGUUUAAUGUCACUGUUGACACUAUUGGUUCACCAUCAUUUGCCAACAACCAGAAAUCAUCAGGAAGAUGCUGGAUUUUUGCUUCUUCAAAUGUUUUCAGAGCUCAUGUCAUCAAAAACUACGACUUGAAAGAUGAUGAGUUUCAGCUUUCACAAAGCUACUUGUAUUUCUAUGACAAGUUGGAGAAAGCUAAUUUCUUUUUGGAAAACAUUGAAGAUACCGUUGAUGAGGAAUUGGACUCAAGAUUGAUUCAAUUCUUGUUACACGAUCCGGUGGGUGAUGGUGGUCAAUGGGAUAUGAUUGUCAAUUUGGUCAACAAAUACGGGUUAGUUCCUCAUGAAGUGUUCCCAGACAACAGUCAAUCGACCGGGUCUGCCAAAUUAAACUACAUUGUUACUGAAAAGCUUAGGGAGUUUGCUUUGAAAAUUAGAGAAUUAAAAGCGUCAAAAGCUUCCGAUAAUGUGCUUCGCCAAUUUAAGUUGAGAGCGAUGAAGACAAUUUACAAGACAUUGUCCUUGACUAUUGGCUCACCACCAAAGCCAACUGAUGAAUUUGUAUGGGAAUUCUUGGACAAGGAUGGAAAAUACAAGCAUUAUAAGACAAAUGCGUUGGAUUUCUACAAGACCCACGUAAAGUACAAUGCUCAAGAACAUUUCUCCUUGAUUCACGACCCAAGAAACGACUAUGAUAAAUUGUACACUGUUGAUAGAUUGAACAAUAUCUACGGUGGUAAACCAAUUGAGUAUGUCAACACUGAAAUCGAUGAAAUCAAGAAUGUUGCUAUCAAGAUGUUGAAGGAUAAUGAACCAAUUUUCUUUGGAUGUGAUGUUGGCAAAUUCAGUGACAGAACAACUGGUGUUUUGGACAAUACUGGUUACGAUUAUACCACUGCUUUUGAUUUUGAUUUGGAAUUGUCCAAAGCUAAUAGAUUGAAGACUGGUAGUUCCUUGAUGACCCAUGCAAUGGUUAUAAGCGCUGUCCACAUCGAUCCAUCCACUGAUAAACCUGUGAGAUGGAAGAUUGAAAAUUCUUGGGGGGACGAAACUGGUAAGAAAGGUUGGUAUAUGAUGUCUGACGAAUGGUUUAGUGAGUUUGUUUAUCAAAUUGUCACCACCAAGAAGUAUGUCAGUAAGAAGACGUAUGAUAUUUGGAAGAACAAGGAGUUCAACACCUUGCCAUAUUAUGACCCAAUGGGGUCUUUAGCUUAG